AUGAAUAUCGACCGCCCUGCACGUACUAUCCGCCUCCCAUGGAAGGACCGCAAGGAGCUGCUACCUCGCGACGAUGAGACUAUCGUCUCGCGGCGUGUGCCGCUGCCGGCGUUCCUCCCAAAAAGUGUCAAAAACCACUUCAUUGCCAUGAUGGCGGAAUUCGCAGGCACAUUCAUGUUUCUGCUUUUCGCCCUCGGCGGAACGAAUGUUGUUAAUGGCGCACCUGUCGACGCACAGCCUUCCGAUCUAGCUGCGAAUCCGGCAAAGAUUUUGUUCAUCUCACUUUGUUUCGGUAUGAGCUUAGCCGUCAACGCCUGGGUUUUCUUCAGAAUUAGCGGAGGCCUAUUUAAUCCCGCGGUAUCGAUGGCCAUGAUGCUCGUUGGUGCUGUUCCGUAUCUACGCGGCUGCCUCGUCAUUAUUGCUCAGAUCCUCGGUGGCAUUGCAUCGUCGGCAGUGGUCUCUGCCAUGCUCCCAGGCCCACUCAAUGUCCGAACAAGCCUCGGAGGCGGAACUAGUGUCGUUCAAGGACUGUUUAUUGAGAUGUUCCUCACCGCGCAACUCGUCUUCACGAUCUUCAUGCUCGCGGCUGAGAAACACAAGGCAACUUUCGUCGCGCCGAUCGGCAUAGGUCUAUCACUCUUCAUUGCCGAACUCAUGGGUGUAUACUAUACCGGCGGCUCUCUCAAUCCCGCACGCUCUUUUGGACCCUGUGUGGUCCUUCACUCCUUCCAUAGCUAUCAUUGGAUCUACUGGGUUGGUCCCAUCCUCGGCGCGCUUCUCGCCUCGGGCUUUUACAUGUUCAUCAAAGCCUUAGAAUAUGAAUCAGUCAACCCAGACCAGGAUGCCGGAGGAAAAGAAGGCAUUCAUUUCGAUCCUUCCACUCAAACCGAGAAGAAGAUUGACCUCGACACUGUAAGACCACACCCUGCAAUUGAUCCCACACGCACCCGUACUGAAGUGGUCGAGGGGAGGGGUAACAGUGCUGACCGUACUAUGGCCUACGGGAGGGGUCCGUCCAUGGAGGCUGGUGUGGGUUCACCGCUGCCUUAG
Cyphellophora europaea CBS 101466 is the source of this 1050-nucleotide messenger RNA. RefSeq lists its product as uncharacterized. The transcript has 3 exons. Gene Ontology annotation, molecular function: water channel activity. Gene Ontology annotation, cellular component: plasma membrane. The coding region runs from base 1 to 1050 and encodes 349 amino acids. Gene Ontology annotation, biological process: transmembrane transport. The record is from RefSeq and is a predicted model, not a curated record. Lineage: Eukaryota; Fungi; Ascomycota; Eurotiomycetes; Chaetothyriales; Cyphellophoraceae.